CGACUAACCAAACGUCAAAAAAUAUGAAAGUCCCAAGUAAACUACAAAUAGCACUUGCUAUUGUUAUUUGCCGUUCUAAAGAACCUUAUAUGACGAUUGAAGAAUAUAUUGAAUAUAUAAGAGAGAAUAUUUGCAGAAGAAUUAAGAAUAGAGGAAUUAAAGAGAAAUGUGAAUGUGAAUGUUCUAGUGGUGUAUUAUUUUGGAAAAAUAUGUUUGAAAGUAUAGAACGUGAAAAUGUUAAAUUACGUAUCAAGAUUAUGGAGCUUGAGAAGGGGUUUAAUGGAGAUAAAAAUGAGAUAUGUUCGGGAAAAGAAUGUUUUGAGUCAGAAAUGGAUAAAUAUAUUCGAGAUAUAAGGAGAAUUGAUGUAUUACAAUAUGAUUCAGGAUCAGAAAAAUUAUAUGAUUCGUUUCGUUUAUUUUAUUUAUCAUGUAUACGAAUGAAAAGUCCGGUUAUUGGUGAUUUAGAUUUUAGAGGUAUAAAUAUUUUUGAAACAUUUCAAGGGUUAUGUAGAAUAUUGAGUAAUUAUAUUACGGAUUCUAUAUCAAUGGCAUUAAAUAAUAGAAGAAUCAAAGCAUUUCGUACGAUUUUAGAAUAUAUAGCACAUGCUGUUAAAUUUUCAUGGGAUGAUGAAAGUUAUUAUAUAAAUUCGUUUUCAUCGAUUUUUGAUGCAUUAUUUGAGUUAAUACGGUAUCAAUCUAGUUAUUAUUUGACUAUCUCGUCGAAAAAUUUGAUAUCAUCUGAAAUUCUUGAUAAGAAUUUAUAUGUUGAUGAACGUUAUGAAAUAGUGUGUCUUAUAUCAAAUAUAACAAAUCAAUUUUAUACACUUUUUCCUAUAGUUGUUGAUUUACUUAUUAAACAUAUAAAGACGAGUUAUACACGAUGUCAAGAUCGAAAUAUGUGUUUAGCUAUUAGGAAUUCAGAGAAUUCAGCAUGUGGAUAUUAUCUUUAUAAUCUUUCGGUUCUUUGUCAUAAAGACCGUAAAAUUCCUACUGAUAAUCUUGAACAGCUUAUAAGAUUAGUUGAGGGGAAUAUUAAGGAUUUUAAAUGCUUUGAACUUGAUAAACUUCUUUGGAAUGCAAUAUGUCAUCUUUCUUUUAUGGAAUAAUUAUGAAAUCUUUUUAUUAAAAUAUUAUAUGAUCUAUUUAAUUUAC
This is a messenger RNA of Pneumocystis carinii B80, 1152 nucleotides long. RefSeq lists its product as hypothetical. The record is from RefSeq and is a predicted model, not a curated record. The coding region runs from base 24 to 1106 and encodes 360 amino acids. The transcript has 5 exons. NCBI's taxonomy places the organism in Eukaryota, Fungi, Ascomycota, Pneumocystomycetes, Pneumocystales, Pneumocystaceae.